Molecule: messenger RNA, 1420 nt
Organism: Papaver somniferum (opium poppy)
Lineage: Eukaryota; Viridiplantae; Streptophyta; Magnoliopsida; Ranunculales; Papaveraceae
Exons: 5
Coding region: 134-1078 (314 amino acids)
Source: RefSeq, a predicted model, not a curated record
AUUGGUUAUCGCUGACUAAAUAUUGUGAUCAAAGAUUUAGAUCGGUUUUUGAGAAAUUAGCCGAUACUCCUUCCAUCCCCUAAAGGGUAUUGUGUUGUCUAUUUGCCGACAGUAUCCGGUGUUGGUUAAAGAUAUGUUUUCAGGAGUCAGUGAUGAAUUCAUAUUGGAAAGAAUGAUGAAGAGGCCAUUUACAUUCUUAAGCAGAGCUAAUUUAAUGUGGUGGGAACGCUGCAUUUACCCAUUAAUUGAAGUAGACUUGGAUUGCCCACAUGCCACUGGUGUCUCAAGGGAGAAAAACACCAAAAAAGAUGAAGAAAAUCCUCCAGAGACUUCAAAAGGCUCCGCAUUAGGUGAAGGCUUCUGGACUAAUUGUAAAGGAAACAUCUUCUCGUUCUCUUUUCGGCACUACUUAAUGCUAGUGCCUCAUAUUAAAGCAUUAUACGGAAAAAAGAGAGUGCACACAGAAGCCGUUGCUCUGGUUAAACAUGUGGUCACUUGCCUUAAUGAAACAAUAGACAAAGAACAACAAAGAAAAUAUUUCCGCCCCAAUUCGAGCAUCUUGUAUACGGCAAUAAAGUACGGAACUACAGAAGUAGUACUGGAGUGUCUUCGGACAUUUCCUUUCCUAUGUCAUAAUAUGAACCUGAACUUGAAGAUUAACAAAGCAAUUAUCCAAGAACGAAAUGUAAGUAUAUUCAAUUUCAUGUGUAAGCAAAAGGAGAUGGCGAAUAGAAAUACUGGGGAUAGGGUUACUUAUGUAGAUUCGAAUGGAAACACUAUCCUACACUAUGCUGCAAUGUUAGCCCCUCCACGUCAGCUCUAUCCCGUAUCGGGUGCUGCUUUUCAAAUGCAAAGAGAACUCCAAUGGUUUAAAGGAGUUGAAAGUAUUGUACUACAAGAAGAUAGGUAUCUGAGAAAUAAACAAGGACAUACGGCUCAAUUUUUUUUCACUGGGAAUCACAAAGACUUAAUGAAAGAAGGAGAAAAAUGGAUGAAGGACACUUCAGGAUCAUGUAUGCUUGUAGGUGCCCUUAGCAACUGUAGCAUUUGCAGCUGCUUUCACUGUACCCGGCGGUAACAUAAGUGACAAUGGUAGUAGCAACAACGGUGUCCCCGUUUUUCUGGACAAGAAAUCGUUCAUGGUUUUUGCAAUAGCAGAUGCAUUAGCUCUCUUCUCUUCCAUCACGUCGGUAUUGAUGUUCUUAGCAGUAUACACAUCCAGAUAUUUUGAAGAUGACUUUCUGAAAUCGUUGCGGAGAAAAAUGGUAAUAGGUCUGGCCACUCUCUUCGUUUCUAUGGCCACUAUAUUAGUUUCCUUCGGAGCAACAUUCACUAUUGUUCUAGGAAAGCGAUUUUUAUGGGCUCCCAUCGCCGUAGCAAUAUUUGGUUGUGUUCCAGUGCAAUUGUUUAGUUUUUCGCA